Trichogramma pretiosum is the source of this 673-nucleotide messenger RNA. RefSeq names its product syndecan (gene Sdc). The record is from RefSeq and is a predicted model, not a curated record. The transcript has 3 exons. Gene Ontology annotation, biological process: cell migration. Gene Ontology annotation, cellular component: membrane; cell surface. The coding region runs from base 123 to 500 and encodes 125 amino acids. Lineage: Eukaryota; Metazoa; Arthropoda; Insecta; Hymenoptera; Trichogrammatidae.
UAACUUUAAUACUUUGAGCGAUGAUAUUUAUUUAGAUGAUCAGGAUGUAUCUGAAGGUUCUGGACGGGGAGGAGGAGAAGUUCGAGACGAUUUAGAAGCAUCAGGUAGUGGUCUCGGACCUGAUGAUGAAGAUGGAGAUGAAAGAGACUAAAAAACCAGAUUUAAUUGAUGGACCCAAAAACAAUAUUGAAACAUCUCGACAACCGAAUAACCUUAAAGAAUCUGAAAUGGAGAGUUCCAAUACCAGUGAUGUAACAAUAAAUUUACAACAUAAAGGAAGAACAAGUUCUUUUUUUGCUCAGCCUGGUGUAUUAGCAGCUAUCGUCGGAGGUGCAGUUGUAGGCUUACUAUGCGCUAUCCUCGUUGUUAUGUUUAUAGUUUAUAGAAUGCGCAAAAAAGAUGAAGGAUCUUAUGCUCUAGAAGAACCACGACGAUCACCAGCUACUAAUUCAUAUCCAAAAGUUGGUGUUCAUGCAAAUAAUCGAGAAUUUUAUGCCUGAAUUUUUUAGAAGAAUAACAAAAUUGAUAAGAAUGAUUUUAUAGAUUUAAAAAUCUAAUAUUCUAUUGGAAUGAAAAUAGCAGAGCUAACAAAUGAUUGAUUCAUCGUCAAGCAGCCAAUGAUAUUUCUAUUAUUUUUAAGUAAAAUUAAUUCAAAAAUAAUCAAAUAAAUAUU